AUGGAGAGAUCAAAGUCAUGCGUUGAACAAAUUCAGCCUCCAACUUAUGGAAACUUAGUCACCAUUCUUAGCAUCGAUGGGGGUGGCAUUAGGGGCAUCAUCCCCGCUACCAUUAUUCAUUUCCUUGAGUCUCAGCUUCAGGAUUUGGAUGGUCCAGAGGCAAGGCUGGCAGAUUACUUUGAUGUGAUAUCAGGAACAAGCACGGGAGGUCUUGUAACAGCCAUGAUAACUGCUCCAGACAGCAACAAUCGACCACUUUUUGCUGCCAAAGAUAUCAAGCCCUUUUACAUGGAACACUGUCCUAAAAUAUUCCCACAGCAUAGUGGCCUCGGAGGAACUAUAUUAGCAAACUUGAUAAGAUCUAUGGGAGGACCCAAAUACGACGGGAAAUACCUUCAUGAGGUUGUGAGAGAGAAACUUGGAGAGAUUCGGUUGCAUGAGACUCUCACCAACGUUGUCAUUCCCACAUUCGACAUCAAGUCCAUGCAACCCACUAUUUUCUCUUCUUAUCAGAUUAAGAUGUCCCCUUGCUUGGAUGCUAAACUCUCAGACAUAUGCAUAAGCACCUCCGCUGCACCUACUUAUCUCCCUGCACACAAUUUCGAUAACCAAGACUCCAAAGGGAAACUUCACAAAUUCAAUCUCAUUGAUGGUGGCGUUUGUGCAAAUAACCCAACCCUAGUUGCCAUGAACGAAGUUACAAAGCAAAUCAUAAAGCAAAAUUCUGAUUUCUUUCCCAUCAAGCCUCUGGAAUAUAGUCGCUUCCUAAUAAUUUCAAUAGGCACCGGGACAGCAAAGAAUGAGGAAAAAUUCAAUGCCCAAAUUGCAGCCAAAUGGGGUUUAUUGGAUUGGCUAACCUAUGGAGGCAGUACUCCCUUAACCGACGUUUUCACUCAAUCCAGUGCAGAUAUGGUGGAUUUCCAUUUAUCUACUGUCACUCAAGCCCUUCACUCCGAAGAAAAUUAUCUUCGAAUUCAGGAUGACACGUUGACUGGAACGGAUUCUUCAGUUGACAUUGCUACAAAGGAGAACCUGGAGAAACUUAGUCAAAUUGGAGAAAAUCUGCUGAAGAAACCGGUGUCUAGGGUGAAUUUAGAGAAUGGUCUAGUUGAGCCACUGAGAAACGGAGAAACCAAUGAACAUGCUCUUAAAAGGUUUGCAAAAAUACUCUCACAAGAGAGGAAACUCCGUGACAUGAGAUCCCCACACACUAGGAAGGCCUUCUAG
This is a messenger RNA of Sphenostylis stenocarpa, 1227 nucleotides long. NCBI's taxonomy places the organism in Eukaryota, Viridiplantae, Streptophyta, Magnoliopsida, Fabales, Fabaceae. The record is from the annotation of a GenBank genome assembly.